AUGCAUAAUAAUUUAAAACGUGGUGGAAGAUUUAAAACCCAAUUUCAAGAUCGAAGUGGCAGAGGAAGAGGGAGGUCACCAAAUAGGAACGAUGAUAACUCGUCCAGCCCAGGUCAGUUGAACCUUUUUGCUUCACAUGGUGUUGCAAUGAACAGGACACCAAGUCCUCAAGGAGAGAGGAACAAGGAAAGAGGUAUAUCGCAAGAGGAAAUAGAUAAACGUAACGCACGUGCCGAACGAUUUGGGAUACAACUGAAUCCAUCACAGCGGCGAAAUGCGGGUGGUAAAGUGAUUCUUGAUUAUAAAAAAGCUGAAGUCAAAGAACCACCUCCGGAUCCUAUUGUUGACUUUCUCAAAGUAGUUGAAGACUAUGUUAAAACACAGACACUGAUUAGAAAAAUCAAAGAGAAUCGGCAAACUAAUAACAAUAGGGCAGUAGCGUGGGACUUCUUUCAUGAGGAGCUGUGCCCUAUUACUCUUGAAUCAUUGUACCGAAAUGACAAAGGCAGCCAGCAAGUAGAUCCGAGUGAUGAGGAGGAUUACAUCACAGAAGGAAAUCGACAAAAGGAGGGAUUAAAAGGGGACGAGGUACCAUCUACACCACGGUUCUUUGAUGUAGAAAUGGAAGAUGUUCAUCAAUUUUUAACAUCACCGCUUCCGUCAUCACCCGGAUUCCGUAUUUUUGAAUCAAUGGAUGUGGAUGAAGCUUUUCCAUCUUCUCCGUCUUUGACUCCACAGGCAAUCAUACUAUUAAGUUCGUUGAUGCAUUUCUUCGUUGUUAUUUGGUGCUGGUCAUUGAUCGAUUGUCUCCCUUCUCUCUACCUAGGUUCAAUACCCGUUUGA
Molecule: messenger RNA, 843 nt
Organism: Acaulospora morrowiae
Lineage: Eukaryota; Fungi; Glomeromycota; Glomeromycetes; Diversisporales; Acaulosporaceae
Source: the annotation of a GenBank genome assembly